Salvelinus sp. IW2-2015 is the source of this 2097-nucleotide messenger RNA. It is a transcript of the gene rfk, whose product is annotated as riboflavin kinase. The record is from RefSeq and is a predicted model, not a curated record. Gene Ontology annotation, cellular component: mitochondrion. NCBI's taxonomy places the organism in Eukaryota, Metazoa, Chordata, Actinopteri, Salmoniformes, Salmonidae. Gene Ontology annotation, biological process: FMN biosynthetic process; riboflavin biosynthetic process. Gene Ontology annotation, molecular function: riboflavin kinase activity.
AUAUAAAAUCCCCAGAAGAAGAAUCGGCCACAAUCACAUUCACAACUUCAAAUAUGCUAGCUAGGUACUUGGCCAAAGCGCAACGGGAGGAAAGAUAAGUAUAUCAAGCUAACUUAGCAUAGCUGUUCUGUCAUUUUCGGCGUUCAGCAUUAAAGGGCGAACUGUGGUCCUUGCGCUGAGUAGGAAUCAUCUCUGUUGCUAGUUAUCAGUGGUUAGCUAGCUAGCUAGCUAGCUGUCUUUCGAGGUCAUUCUCGGCAGUGCGUAUUGUUAGCUAACGAUACAGAAAUAUUUUUUUGAGACACUGUAUAGGCUUGACUAGGUAGACCGCAAACCUUUUAUCUAACUAACGCUAAACUGAAAGCCGUCCCCAGUUGGAAAGGAGACAUGAAUUGUCUUCCGUAUUUCUCCCGGGGGGAAGUCGUUCGAGGAUUCGGACGAGGAAGCAAAGAACUAGGGAUUCCCACAGCCAACUUCCCAGACUCAGUGGUGGAGCACCUCCCUGGCGACAUCAGCACAGGGAUCUACUAUGGCUGGGCAUGUGUGGGCAGCGGAGACAUUCACAAGAUGGUGAUGAGCAUCGGCUGGAACCCCUACUACAAAAACACCAAGAAAUCCAUGGAGACUCAUGUGAUACACACGUUUAAAGAAGAUUUCUAUGGACAGAUCCUCAGUGUAGUCAUGGUGGGCUACAUCCGUCCAGAGAGGAGCUAUGACUCGCUUGACGCCCUCAUAGCAGCAAUCAACAAUGACAUUGAGGAGGCCAAGAGAAACCUGGAGCUCCCUGAACACCUCAAACUCAAAGAGGACAACUUCUUUAGAGCCACCGCCAGCACGUCCAUGACAACAUCCAACAAGAUCAUGAACGGCCACUGACCUCUGAGCACAUCACACAACCCUGUCUGUUGUUCGACAGCUAAUGGGCUCUCCUGUAUGUUAUCCUCUGCUCUGUCUUUCUCUCUGUAAUCACUACCACACCAAUGGCCAAUAUGCCACUUAUUCAGUCCUCUGUAGAGAUUUUGUUUUGAGGAUCAAAUCUUCGUAUCUGACCUGAAGCUACAUUUAGACCAUGGUCGUGUUCAUUAGGGCACAAUACCAAAAACCGUUAUAAAAGUUUUCCAAUGGAGAACGAGUUUCUUUGUCGGACAAGUUUGGUCCCUAAUGAACACGACCAAGUUAAUGCAAGAUAAUGUGCAACUCCAGGAAGUGAAUGUGAUCUUUGUGUGUUGAGGGGGAACAAAUUGUGUCUCGUCACAAGCCCUGUACCAUCAAACCACUGCUAAUAGAAAUGAAUGGUCGUUUUGUAUUGGAGUUUAGUCUCAGCUUUGCCGUCAAAGUUUAUUCAUCCUUUUCAUAUUCAGAUGUAUUAAAAAUGUCUGCCUUGAAGCAGAGAAGUCCUCAAUUGCAUGUAAUCUAGGCUAAAUAAUUGCAUUAUACACUUCGCUGAAUUCAUGUGCUUUAUUUUAUUUGAUGUACAGUAUGGCUAGUUUUUAUAAUAUAUUACUGUUUUCGUAGACAAAUCUGUGAAUGAGAGUAUCUAUUCCCUGUCCCUACCCCCUCAGAUUUUGAGCUACGUGGUUGGAGAAAAUGUCAAUGCAGCUUCAGCUUUCUGCUGUCCUUCAUUUGUAUAGUUCCUCAUUGGUCAAAUCCAGCAUUUUACCUCCCCAGAAAUGAGGGACAUUUUAUUUAAGUUUUGUGAGGUAGAAAAUAACCAAAUGACCCCACUUAAGUGUCUGAAAGUUUCAACAAUGUAGUUUUUACUGGCUUAACCAUGUUUGGACCCUAAUUCCACUGAGAUGAGCAAUGAUAUGGUACAAGAGGAGUAAGUCCAGGCCUCUGAUUCUCUACCGAUAGAUGCGGUGGGCAUGUUUUUUUUUGUCGUUUUCUCAGAUGACAGAGUGUCGAGGAACAUACAUAUGUAGUGCUUUAUAGCGCCUGUAAAUAGCCUAGUUCAAAAUGAGUUGUGAGUUCAUGUGAUUUGAGAUGUACUGUAUUUAAGAGUCUCUAAUAUUGGCAGAGGAAAAAAAUAUGGCUAUUCAUAAUAUAUUACUGUUUUCGUAGACCGAAUCUGGAAAUAAGAGACUAUAUUCCUCUCAAAAA